AUGACUCCUUCUAACCAAGGCGGCGCUGCAGCGAAAAGUAGCAUCGUGCACGAGUCCUACACCAUCAAAGAGGGAUUAAAGAUCAUUGAGAGGUUCUUCUCCGUUCCUUUGGAUUACAGCAAACCAAAGGGAGAAAGGAUCACGAUUUUUGCGAGGAAUGUGAUACCUAAAUCCAAGGCACCUAAACAAGAGGAUGAGGCAAAAUUGCCUUUUUGUGGACCUGGUUUCGAAAUAAAUCUGCCUUCCAGUGGUGGUUACGUUGGAGAGAUACACGACAAGGGAUACCAGACACUUUGGGUCGAUCAGAGGGGAACAGGAUUGAGCACGCCUUUGUCACCCGAUACUUUACCAGAACAUGUGAAAACCGACGAGGAGAUUGCACAGUACCUGAAACAUUUCCGAGCGGAUAAUAUCGUAAGAGAUUGUGAAUUUAUCCGGUUGGAAUUGUUAGGGCACAAAGAAUUACCAGAAGACAAAAAGUGGACAUUAUUGGGUCAAAGCUUUGGUGGCUUCUGUGCAAUUACAUAUUUGUCAUUCCACAGCGAGGGCGUGAAGGAAGUUUUUAUCACCGGAGGCUUAGCCCCUUUGGUAGAACAACCUGACCUGGUGUACGAGACUGUAGUCCACCAAGUUCUCAAGCGCAACGAGGCUUACUAUAGAAAGUAUCCACAGGACAUCAAACGCAUACGGGAUAUCCUUGCUUACCUGGACUCGACUGAAGUUAUCCUUCCUAAUGGGGGGCAGUUGACGCCGCGUCGAUGGCAGCAACUAGGCAUUAACUUCGGGAUGCAUGGUGGUAUUGAUUCUGUUCAUCAACUUGUCUUCCGGGCCUCCAACGACCUGGCUCUUUUUAAGAAAAUUUCUUACAAAACUCUUCAAAGCAUUCAGAACCAACAAACGUUUGAUGGAAACCCCUUAUAUGCCAUUUUGCACGAACCAAUAUAUUGUCAAGGCCAAGCGGCAAACUGGUCAGCAGCUCGGACAGUACAGAAUUUUGAUAGCUUCUCUUGGCAGAAAGUUAAAGCACAAGACGAUUCUUCCCCCAUAUUCUUCACAGGAGAAAUGAUCUUUCCUCAUAUGUUUGACGACUACACCAAUCUUCGCCCAUGGAAAGGUGCUGCGGAGAUUCUAGCCAGGGAUUCAUCUUGGGGUCCUCUCUAUGAUCUGGAUCAGCUCAAAAAGAAUGAAGUGAAAGUUUCUGCUGUCACAUACUUCAACGAUAUGUACGUGGACUUCAGUCUUGCACAAAGAACUGCGGCGACAAUACAAAACACGGAACAAUACAUUACGAACCAACUCGUUCAUGACGGCAUCCGCAAGGACUCCGUCGAUGUUAUGAGAAAGCUAUUCAAACUCUCCAAACGAGAAUUUGAUUGA
This is a messenger RNA of Psilocybe cubensis, 1377 nucleotides long. RefSeq lists its product as uncharacterized. NCBI's taxonomy places the organism in Eukaryota, Fungi, Basidiomycota, Agaricomycetes, Agaricales, Agrocybaceae. The coding region runs from base 1 to 1377 and encodes 458 amino acids. The transcript is spliced from 13 exons. The record is from RefSeq and is a predicted model, not a curated record.